GAAUAGCGGUGCUCAUUUAGGAGGACGUGCUUGGAGUGGACAAAUCAUGCGAAUGGUUUUGGGAAGAGAACGCGCGUUAGACCCACGAUGAAGGAAGGGAGGAUGAAUCACUGCAGAACAUUUGCCCUCUGUUGCAUCCUCUCCCUCAUUCAAACAGGAGGCGUCGAAGGUGUAAACAUCACCAGUUUUGGAAAUCUGAUCCGAGGCACAGUAGGUGGGGAAGCCCUGCUCUCUGUCCGGUACUCCAGCACCAGUCUGGAUCCACCUGUUAUCAAAUGGCAGCUCAAGAGGGAGAAACCGAUCACGGUGGUCCAGUCGAUUGGCACCGAGAUCAUCGGAAACCUGCGGCUGGAAUACCGAGACCGUAUCCUGGUGUUUGAGAAUGGCACUCUCCUACUGCAUAACUUAAAGCUCUCUGACGAGGGAGUGUACGAGGUGGAGAUCUCCAUCACUGAUGACACCUUCACAGGGGAAGAGAGCAUCGAGCUCACCGUGGAUGAGCCAAUAUCCACACCCUAUGUGGAUGUAACCACCUCCACUGUUGUGGAACUGACUGAACAUUUCACUCUGAACUGUUCUCACGACACGGGAACCAAAACCACGUACAGCUGGACGAAAGGCGGAAAGCCGCUGGUUAACCACACUCGCCUGCUGCUGUCUCCUGACCAGAAGGUUCUGACCCUCACACGAGUGCUGCUGGUGGAUGAUGAUGUCUACAGCUGUCUAGUGGAAAACCCUAUUGGCAGUGUGAAGAGCUUGCCGCUGAAACUCACCGUUUAUAAAAGAAGCUCCCUUUACAUCAUCCUUUCCACAGGAGGCAUCUUUGUCCUGAUCACUCUGGUAUCAGUGUGUGCCUGUUGGAAGCCGUCAAAAAGAAGGAAAAGACAGAAAGUGAAGACAAAUACACCAAGAUCCAGCCCUGAAAGCCACCAUAUCAUACACGAGGACAAACAAGAAGAUCAUGUCGUCCCGCUAAUGACAGAUCAUGAGCGCAGGAAUCCGGUCUCACUUUACAUCCUGAAGGAGAAGGACACUGCAAGCGAAGAACCUGCCUCAGUGUGCAAAACGUGCACGAGCAACGGCGGCAGCCCCUCCAGCACCAGGAGCUCCGCCCCACCUCAUACACACUCACCUGAACCUCCAGCACGUGCAUCCCGCCGUUACCCACGCACACCCACCAACUCCCCUCCUGUGCGCCACGGCCAGAGGAGGAGCCACAGCCAGAACCCGCCCACUCAUGCGCCGACUCCACCACGCACCCGCACCUCCAGUAGCUCCUCCCCUCCAAACCGGUGGCCUGCGGAUUCACCUCUCACCGAACCAGCUAAAAGUAGCAUCCAGCCUGUAAUGCUACUCCGAGAGAUAGAAGAGGGACUUCCUGUCAACUAAGUUGAGAUCAGGGCAUGUACAUGGAACAGAGAUGAAUGUGAAAAUAUGUAAAUAUCUUCUAUUUUUCUUUUUUCUUUUUUGCCAGUGCCUUUAUUUUCAAAAUCAGGAUCUUCACCUAUUCACCUUCACCUAUAUUCACCAAGGUUUAUGAAGAAAUUCUCUUGCUUGCACAGUAGAAAGAACAUUAUUAUAUAGAACAAAAUAAACCUACUUAACUGUACCUUGUCUCUAGGGUGGUACUCUCAAGUGUACAUCUUUCGUACCUUUAGUUUGUUUGGUUUUUUUUUGCGGGGGGGGGCUAGACAUGUGUUCAAAGUGUGCAUUUUAAGCUUUACUCUAUAAACAAUGUUACAAACCAAUUACAGUCAUGGGAAAAAGAAAGUACACCCUUCUUCAAUUAUAUUUACAAAUAUGUAUAGUAUGUAAAGUAAAUGUCAUUUUGAUUUACAAAUCAUGGAAGCACUGAAAGCAACAUGUUCUCUUAGGUCUUUUGUUUGAUUGUGCAAUAUAUAUAUAUAUUUACUUCAAAUUCUCGUUUCACUGCCGAAUACACGAUGCAUCCAUGUACUCGUUUUUUCACCAGGAAAUAACGGAGUAUGCCCGAUUUUGCAUUCAGCUGUAGCUCCACAACAUUAAAUCAACAUGUUCAAGAUAAUAGCUGAUUCUAUUAGCGCUCUUUAUGACGGUACAGGAACGAUGUUAGAUGAACAUCAUUUUUAGGCUGAGUUCAGGAUUAAUAAUCAUUUAGGAAUCCAUUUCGAGCUGCAGAAAUGACAUGGGUCACAUGGCUUUUCAAUAACUAUAAAAUAAUGAAAUGGCUGUAAGUAUACGAAUCAAACAUAUGUACAAAACUUUUAAAUACCACGUGCACUUCUUUCCUUUUGCUUGAACAUGACUGUGAGUAGCACAAUGUUGUUUCAUUUCUGUUCUUUUUUUUUCUGACCUUAGAACCUGUUUUUUGAUUUUUGUCACAUUUCAUGACUGCUUAGUGGAGAGUUUGCAUAAAUUACAAGGGCAUUACAAUGGAGAAAUAAAACAUAAAUGGACUGUA
Molecule: messenger RNA, 2440 nt
Organism: Ictalurus punctatus (channel catfish)
Lineage: Eukaryota; Metazoa; Chordata; Actinopteri; Siluriformes; Ictaluridae
Gene: hepacamb
Product: hepatic and glial cell adhesion molecule b
Exons: 7
Coding region: 88-1389 (433 amino acids)
Source: RefSeq, a predicted model, not a curated record